Molecule: messenger RNA, 1928 nt
Organism: Globicephala melas (long-finned pilot whale)
Lineage: Eukaryota; Metazoa; Chordata; Mammalia; Artiodactyla; Delphinidae
Gene: EPGN
Product: epithelial mitogen
Biological process (GO): positive regulation of cell population proliferation; positive regulation of mitotic nuclear division; epidermal growth factor receptor signaling pathway
Molecular function (GO): growth factor activity; epidermal growth factor receptor binding
Source: RefSeq, a predicted model, not a curated record
AUGCAAGAAAGCCUCCGAGAGAGCUCAAUAAAAGCCUUCCACCCGUCAUUCUAGGAGGAUAAGAGCAAGAUACUGUUAACAAGUGCAGGAAAUGGCUUUCGGAGUUUCAAUAUCAGUCUAUAUCUUAUUCAAUGCUGUGACAGCAUUGACUGAAGAGGCAGCCAGGACUGUAACACCCCCAAUCACAACCCAGCAAAGUGACUGGACCAUUAACAAAACAGAAGCUGGCUACACAGAAGGACCCAUAGCGUUGAGGGUCUCACAUCCUUGCCUGGAAGACCACCAUAGUUACUGCAUCAAUGGUGUUUGUGCAUUCCACGAUGAGCUGGAGAAAGCCAUCUGCAGGUGUUUUGCUGGUUAUACUGGAGAAAGGUGUGAGCACUUGACCUUAACUUCAUAUGCUGUGGAUCCUUAUGAAAAAUACAUUGCAAUUGGGAUUGGCGUUGGAUUAUUAUUAAGUGGUUUUCUUGUUAUUUUUUACUGCUACAUAAAAAAGAGGUGUCUAAAACUGAAAUCACCUUACAAUGUCUGUUCCGGAGGAAGACCACUAUGAGGCCUUUGUAAGAAAUUUUCAUGAGUCAUUGGUGAAAAUCAGUGGGCCCAAAACUGAAAUUUUCAAGUGAAACAACAAAACUUCCUAAGCUGACUAGAAAGUUGGGAUCACGAUGAAACAAGAGAAUAAAUUUCAACAUUGGUCCUUUGGCUUUGCCAUUUUUAAAGUGCCACAGGAGCCAAGGAAACAAGGUACAGUGACAGAGGUCAAGUUCACAGUCCUACUCUGGGUUUGUUGCUGUUGUGUGAUUAUUGUUCUCACUGCAGAGAGACUGAGUUUUGUGCUUCUGACUACGUCAGAUGUGAAAUUUCAUGGGAAUAAUUAUCAACCUUGCAGCCAGCCAAAGCAAUGCCAAGCUUGGAUCCUUCACUAUGCUUGCUACCAGGAUUCUGGACCACUGCUCUAUGGACCAAAUCCCAAACAUGAUGCUUUCAUGGUGUCUAAAAGAAUGCGAUGUCAGCUAUUCAGAUGACAUUCGUAUUAUGGCACCUCCAGUGAAUCAAACUUAUGAUUAAAGUCUAAGCUAGAGAAAAGAAAUGGAAUGUCCAAGGCAAACAUAAUGAUACCCAACUUGUGACAACACUGUGAAAUAUGGAAUAAGCUAAAGAGUUUCUGAUGACUGAAAGCUACCUGGAUAUUGAGCCCUGAGGAGGCAAAAAGGUUUUGUUUCUGCAUGGAUUAUAAAAUUUUGUGUUGGACUCACUGGUCCCCGAAUGCUUAUGUUCAUCACUUUCUCCUAUUGUUAGUGGAAUUACCUGGCGAUUAUCUAUUUGGACUGAAAUUCUAAAAUUCUACUAACAAAUAAAAUUCUACAAUUGGCUCUGAAAUAGAAACUGAAGAACUUGACAUAAGAAUUUUUCACCAGCCAACAGCGGGUGGACAUUUUCUUUACCAUUUCUGGGUACCGGAGAGAAGAUUUGCACAGAGGGAGAGAAAACGGAAUAUUGGUAGAAAUAACAAUUUGAGAAUUAGGGUCCUUCCUCUCUAAUCAUAUUUCUUCCACCUAAUUCGAAUAGUCUUGUUCAGGUCCCUUAAUUUCUUUGGGCUUUGAUCAGUUUGUACAAUGUCCUUCUAACUCUAAAAUUUGAUUGUGACAGAAGAGAGAAUAUUUUCCACCUCUCAACUCCAUCUCUGUCCCUGAUCUCACCUCUCACCCCACUGGAUAUCAUCUUAGGUGUAUAUUUUAUUAUUUGGUUUGUAAAAUAAUAAUUUAAGAAUUUGUUUUUAAAGGAAGUAAAACAUGAAAUUAAAAAUAAUAAUAUCUACCAUUUUUCUUUUAGAUUCAAUCUAAGACUAUGGACUUUUUUUCUAUUGUGGUGUAGAUAAGCAAAAUAAUUUUGAUCAUGAGAUGGGUUAAAAAAAGAUCAAACAUGAA